Messenger RNA from Cloeon dipterum, 1875 nucleotides. Its product is annotated as putative ankyrin repeat protein RF_0381. The record is from RefSeq and is a predicted model, not a curated record. Gene Ontology annotation, molecular function: protein binding. The coding region runs from base 1 to 1875 and encodes 624 amino acids. The transcript is spliced from 2 exons. NCBI's taxonomy places the organism in Eukaryota, Metazoa, Arthropoda, Insecta, Ephemeroptera, Baetidae.
AUGACGAGACAUCCGUUUAUGGGAGCACUCGACAUUGAUCACUUCAUGAAUAAAUUACAAGAAGGCUCAUCAAGCGCAUUGCUGCUCGCAGCCAGGGAUAAAGACCUGAAGAGCUGCUUGAUGGCGCUGCAAACAUGCGGCGAGGAUCCGGAGGCCACCACCAAGUCCAAACUGACGCUGUUGCACUUCGCUGCAGUGAACCAGGAGCACGGCGUUGAAAUCUUUAAUCAUUUCAAGAAAAUCGUCCAGAUGAAAGAGGACAUUGACGGCGAGUGGCCCAUCCACUACGCCCUGAGGAAGGGCGACUUCCACUUUGCCACGUUGAUGCACAGGUCGGUCACCCAAGCUGCAGGAAGUGAAAACUUGGUACUUUUCUUCGUAACAAAAAAUAGUCUGGAUUUUGCCAAAUUUGUGUGUCUGAGGGAAGAAAAACUGAUUUAUGCGAUGGACUCGAUAAAAAGAGCCUUUCACUACGCGGCUCGUUUUGCCGGAAGGGAAAUGUGCGAGUGGCUCUGCGAACGGUUCCUCGACCCGAAUUUUUUGACAAAGAACAAAGAAUCGCCGCUCCACUUCGCCGCAAUGAAUAAAAAACACGGCGUAGAGCUCGUCAAGUUCUUCGCAUCUCAAGGUUUAAAUUUGGACCACAAAAACAAUUUAGAGAGGGCGCCGCUUCACUUUGCUCUUGAAGCCGAAAACCUGGACGUAGCGACGCAAUUGGUCGAAUCGGGCGCCAGCAUCACGAUCAAAAUCAGUGAGAGCAAAACCCUGAUGCAUUUUUGCGCCUACCAGGGCAGACUGGAAAGCGCCGAAUGGCUCCACAGUAGGAACAGAUUUCUGAUCAACGAAUUGUGCAAGGACAGGAUGACCCCUUUACACGUCGCGGCCAUGAAGGGUCACUUUAAUUUCUGCAAGUGGCUCGUAGUGCAAGCCCGGGAUAAAGAUCUGAAGACCUGCACGAGGCUGGUGAACGAAGGCGCAGAUCCAAAAGAAGUUUCAGAUUGCGGCCUGACGCUGCUCCACUUCGCCGCAAUAAACCAGGAUCACGGAGUGGAAAUCUACUCCUACUUCUACAACCUCAUUCUUGACCGUGAGGACGUCGACGGCGAAGAACCCAUCCACUACGCCCUGAGGAAGGGCGACUACAACUUCGCCGUAGAAAUGCUCAGGUUGCGGAAAGCGGGAGCAGACAACUUGCUGCAUUACUUCGUGAUGCACAACAAUCUGGACUUCGCCAAAUUGGUGUUGGAGAGGGACCCCGAUUUAAUCCGCUUCGUCGAUAAUCGCAGCAAAACCCUGCUGCACUUCGCGGCCCAGUACGCCAACAGGUCGAUGUGCGAGUGGCUCGUCGGGCAGAAGCUGGCCCCAGACGCCCAGAGCGACCGGGGAUCCACGCCAAUGCACUUCGCCAUGAGAAACCGACAGCACGGCGCAGAUCUCGCGUCAUUCUUCGCCUCCAAGGUGCCGAAAUGGAACAAGAUGAACAAGCAUGGUCUGACGCCUCUGCAUUGGGCCCUCCAGUACGAGAACCUCGAGGCUGCCACGCGGCUGCUCGAUUUGGGCUGCAGCAUUCGGAUCAUAACGAAAGAUAUGAAGAACCUUUUGCACUUUUGCGCCGAGAAGAAUAAACUGAAGAGUGCCAAACUGGUGCACCGCUGGGACGGAAAUCUGAUCGGGAAGACCUGCCUGGACGGGAUGACCGCCCUCCACUUUGCGGCUAAAAAUGGCGAUUGGGAGUUCUGCGACUGGCUCAUUGACUCGGGUGUCGACGUUGUCAAACUGGACAUUCAAGGUCGCUCGGCAUCCAAUUACGUGAAUAACGAGAACGAAGAACUGUAUGAUCUUUUAAUGGAAGCAGAGAAGAUACAACGAUCUUAA